Molecule: messenger RNA, 1717 nt
Organism: Lagopus muta (rock ptarmigan)
Lineage: Eukaryota; Metazoa; Chordata; Aves; Galliformes; Phasianidae
Product: rho GTPase-activating protein 32-like
Exons: 11
Coding region: 29-1717 (562 amino acids)
Biological process (GO): small GTPase-mediated signal transduction
Cellular component (GO): Golgi apparatus; actin cytoskeleton; nucleoplasm
Molecular function (GO): GTPase activator activity
Source: RefSeq, a predicted model, not a curated record
GGUGGGAGACCUCGUGUGCGUCAUCGAUAUGCCGCCUGAGGAGCUGAGCCCCCGCUGGAGAGGCAAGCACGGCUUUCAGGUUGGAUUUUUCCCUGGUGAGUGUGUGGAGCUCAUUAACGGAAAAAUCCCGGAGUCUCUCAUCAAUUCAGUGCCAAAGCCAGUGCCAAAGAAGCGUGGCAAGCUCCUCACCUUCCUUCGUUCUGUGGUGAAGGCCCGCCCAAAGCAACCGAAAGAGCGGGAGGUGGAGAAGGAAAGGGUGUUCGGCCGUGACCUGGGAGAGCAUCUUCUCCACUCUGGUCGUGAUGUCCCCCAGGUCCUCCAGAGCUGCGCCGAGUUCAUCGAGCAGCAUGGCGUGGUGCAGGGGAUAUACCGCCUGUCCGGCGUGGCGUCCAACGUCCGGAGACUGCGCCAGGAAUUUGAGUCUGAGCAGGUUCCUGAGCUAACUGUCCGCGACGUUCACAGCGCGAGCUCCCUCUGCAAAAUGUACUUCAGGGAGCUCCCGACCCCCCUGCUGACCGACCAGCUGUACGACAAGUUCUCGGAUGCUGUUGGUGCCACUACGAGGAGGAGCGUCAUCCAGCAGCUGCCCGCUCCUCACUACAGGACCCUGGCGUAUCUGAUGAGACACUUGGCCUGUCUGUCUGCGAACAGCUCUGUCACCAACAUGCACGCUAAGAACUUAGCCAUUGUGUGGGCUCCAAACCUCCUAAGAUCACAGCAGAGCGAGUCUGCCUGCGCCAGCGGGAGAGCUGCCUGCACGGAACUGCAGACGCAGGCGGCCGUGGUGGAAUUCAUCAUCGACCACACAGACGUCCUCUUCUGCUCCACAUCUGGACCUGACAUCGCAGAUGGAGCAGGGCACAGUUCUCUCUCAGGGCCCCAGUCUGUGCGGGCGUCUUCUGCUGCCACAGAGCUGCUCAGCCUGGAGGAGGCGCAGGCAUGGAGGCGAGGCCACAGCAGCUCUCCUGUCAUUGUGACAGAGAGCAGGGACAUAGAGGUGGAAGAAGGCCCCACAGCUGUACGGGGGAAAUUCCACACAGUCAUCGACUUUCCAUCUGAAAGACCAAGUCCACCCAGCAGGAUGAAGGAAUCACCAGCUGGCUGUUGGUGUUCCUGCUUCAGCCUGGGAAAACCAUCCUCCGUGGCCAAACGCCAACCGCAGCGCCGUCACAGGGAGCCCUCAGAGACAGACGUUGUAGUGCUGGCAGCGUUCCAGCCCAUACCUGACACUUUCAGUUCUCCCCUGAUCAAGAACCACUUUUGUAAUUCAGCUUGUGAGAGUUUGACACGAACCCCUGUUCAUUCUUUUGUGGGUGAUUCAAGCUCUUGUCAACCGAGCAGAGCUGGAGCAAGUAGCGAUGCUGGGCUGUGUGCUUCCAUGAAUGGAGAGCUGUUAGGAAGCACAAAUGGCUGCGGUUCAGCUGACAGCCUGCCGCAUAACAACAGUGGCGGACACGAGGAGCUCAUCCAAGUUCAAGCCCUCAUUUCUCCCAGCUCUGCUGCAGAUGCUGACCUGAGCCUGCCAGACACCACAGGCACCAGCCUGGACUGUGACCCGGUGCCUCUGCAGUGCAGCCCAGCCCAAGCGCAGCCUGAGUGCCCCGACAGCAGCACCUCUGUGCAGGAGCAGGUCAGCACCAGCGAGGAGAAGCAGAGCCUCUUGGAGGAGGACUUUAGAAUCAAGCCUCCAGUCCCAGGCACCGUGCAGCGGCUCUGA